Messenger RNA from Engraulis encrasicolus (European anchovy), 4322 nucleotides. It is a transcript of the gene peak3, whose product is annotated as PEAK family member 3. Gene Ontology annotation, molecular function: protein kinase activity. The record is from RefSeq and is a predicted model, not a curated record. Bases 501 to 2933 code for a protein of 810 amino acids. Gene Ontology annotation, biological process: protein phosphorylation. Lineage: Eukaryota; Metazoa; Chordata; Actinopteri; Clupeiformes; Engraulidae. The transcript has 4 exons.
AGUUGCUGCGGCUCUCUGUCUCUUCCUCAUUCUGCACUGCGAUGAUGUCAGAACAGUACAGCCGGGAGAUAGGCUUCUAUAUACACACACUCACACACGGCCACACAGGCAGGCAUGCAUGCACACACACAGAGAAGCGUACGCACACACACACAUACACACACUGUUGCGAGUAGACACCAUAUGUGGAGCGCAGCAGGACGACAUAAGUGAAUGAACGAGAGGAGUGGAGGACUGAGAGGAGUAGACGAGUGAGGUGGCGAGGUCGGUGGAAGAAGAAGAGGAAUCUACUGUUGCAGAGAAGUGGAGGGAGGAGGACCAGAAACCAGCAAGGCAACACCAACCAGCCAAACUUCCCACACGCACUGGACUUUGCUUUGGCAUCCAGGGGAAAAAGCCGGGACAUCCAUCCAUCCAUCCAUCCAUCCAUCCAUCCAUCCAUUCAUCUAUCUAUCCAUACAUCUUCCAGCCAGCCACGCCAUCCAUCCAUCCAUCCUGCGAUGGAUUCCCCGCCUACAGAGGGAGGACGGCUGCCUCCUACACUGCCAGCAAAGCAGCGCAGGAGUGUGUACUCUCGUAGUUCCAGCACCAGCUCCCUGGACACCAACUCCAGAGCCAGCUCAUCCAUGGCCUUCGCCUCUCCCCCUCUCCUCUCUCCCACCAUGCACCACGGCUCCUUCUCCCUGCCCUCCUCGCCCUCCUGCGACUGCUUUGCCCCACAGUGUCCAAUACACCACCGCUACGGGUCCUCGGACAGCCACCAGGAGAGGUAUUACUCAGAGAAAACCCCUCCGCCGAUUCCCAAGAAGAGGCUGGCCCGCACCCUGUCCCUGCCUGGGGAGUUCCCCUCUUCCUCCUCCUACCUCCGCUCGCCUCUCCUGCCGCGAUACGGGAACCCGCUCUAUGCUCUAUCACCCCUAGAGGACGCCGUGUUUGACCCCGCACCCGAUUCCGAGGACGGGGCAGAGGCAGGAGCAGGAGCAGGAGCAGGGGCAGGGGCAGCUGGAGGACCACCGAAACCCUCCGUCCUCCCUCUCCACAUACCUCCUCCUCCUCGCUCUCUAUCCCUACGUCUCCCUCUCUCUCUACCUCCGUCUACUCCUCCUGCUCCAUCUCUCCCUCGCUCGCCUCUCCCUCUGCCUCAGUUGACCUUCGACACCCCAGACGAGCAGGUGCCCCUCUUCUUCUCUGACCUCGGCGACCGUGCGCAGGUGUCCGACAGCCUCCAGCAGCGCCUUCUGCUGUUCCUGAGGAGUUCUGCGGAGAGGGUGGAGAAGGGGGCUCGAGGGGUAGCGGAGGAGGAGGGGGUUCGACAGGUGGAUGAGGGGGUUCGGAGGGCUGAGGAUAGGGGCGUUACAAGGGAGGAGAAGAGGGCGCAUCGUGUGAAAGAGAGAGUUUUGCGGAUCGAGAGGGGUAUUCAGCAGGUGGUUGAGGAGGAGGUGGUGGAGGUGGGGGUGGAGGUGCGGCCCCAGGACCUGCUGCUGUGUAGAGGAGAGCCCAUAUCAGAUACCCAGGGUGGGGUGCUGCACCACAGGGUCAGGUGCACCACACAACAAGGACGGGAGUUAUCCAUCCAGAUCAGCAGAGAACUGUACACGCCAAUUCCCUCUCUUCAGCAUCCCCAUCCCAAUGUUCAGCAGGUCAUCGCUCAUUUCCCUGCCAGCCCAAACGCUAUAAUCCACAGCGCUGAGCCGAAGGGGGACGCCAUGGCUGCAGUUUGGCCACAGGGGGGCAGCAGAGAUGUGGAAAUGAAGCAGGAACCCACAGCAGCUCCCGAUGAUGAGUGUGGAAUCCAGAGGCACAGCCAGACACAGAGGGAGCAAGCAGCCCAGCCUACCGUCCAGUCUCUCCUCAAUCAGGGGUACAGCGUUACCGUCAGCAGGGACCUGACCCAGGCCACCCUGGAGGAGUUUGUGAUGGAGGAGGAGGAAGGGGGGUCGCUGUCUCGUACCCAGCCUGCGGUGUACCAGAGGCGGCUGCUGCUGCUGCUUCUCCAGGUGACCCAGGCUCUCCAGCACCUCAAGACACACGGUAUCCAGGUGACGGCACUGGAGCCACGCUACAUACUGCUGGCCUGGAGGGAAGAUGGGGGAGCGGGUCAAUGGGGAAGAGGUGGCAGCAGAGAGGAGGAGGUGUUGAAGAGGGAGGAGAACAGGGGUUCACAGGGGGGUGGUGAGAAGUGUAGGAUGGGCAAUUGUGACAGGGAGGAACUGGGAGCAGCUAAGAGGAAGCCAGACGAGGAGGAGGAGGAGGAGGAGGGAGUGGAGCGACAAGGGAGAGCUGACGGCCUCUGGAGGAGGUGGGGGACUCCUCGAGUGGUGCUCAUUCUGUGCACCUCCACAACUGCAUCCUCUCAGCCCAUCACCUCACACCAUGUUCAACUGGGCAAGCUGCUUCAGCGCUGCCUGCCUUCUCCAGUUCCAGACCCUAUAGCGAGUUCCAUCAUGGCUCCAUGUAAAUCAAACUCCCUUCACAACCAAGGUCCACCAAAACCAGCCUCACCAGACUCUACAGCUCCACCAAAACCAUUUUCACCCUACACUCAGGCUUCAGUAGCACUACCAGACACCCCUUAUUGUCAGGGCCUGGCGCGCCUCCUCUCCCAGCUCCUGGUGCCCGAGUGUGGGGUGCAGCUUUCAGAUGUGGCCCCCAUGAUCCAGGCUCUGCUCUGGGGCCCCAGGGCCUCCCUCUUCCAGCACACCCCCUCCACAUCCACCUCCUCCUCCACAGACCCCAGCACCACCACUGUCCACAACUGGCUGCAGGUCAAACGCUCCCUCCUGCUGCUGAAGCUGGCCGAGAGGGGCCUGUUCUCAGAUCAGUCAGGGGUGGACUGGGAGGACUACCUGUGUCUGCAGUACCUCAGCCUCACUGAUCCCCACACUGUGCUCAGUGCCACGGCGAAGCUGGGUCUCCACAGCAUGGAGCUAUGAGCAGACGCGUCUAUCCCCAAGGAAAAAUCGGGGAUAGCCUGCACUCCUCUGAGGAUGGAGGACAUGUUUCAUUCAUAAAAUGAAAAUGUUACUAGUGUGUUACAAACUUGAUCAGAGAGAUCAAGGGUCAAGGUCUUUCAUUCGGGAUAUGCUCUGUUUGUCUGAAAAAGAACUGUAGCAAAAAGCUCUGCCCUACAAAAGCCAAAAAGGCAAUAACUGCAUAUUUUGUCACAGCUGAUAUACUGGAAAUAGACGUUAUCAUCAAGCCUCUAUUAUCUGUCACUGUUUCCUGACUGUUUCCUCCCCCCUAACAAGAAUCUACUGUGUAUAAAAGAAUCACGAGUUAGUCACUAUGAUUGAAUGUCAGGACGUCUCAGGGGGAGCGUUCAUGUUACUCAGUUUCAAUGCUCUCAUAUGGUAACUGAACUUUGCCUUAGUAGGGCAGAGUCGCUCUUGGUCAUUAUUAAUAUGUGCUUUUGGGCUCAUUGCAAAGGAGAGCUGUGCUGCCCUGCUUUAAUAUUUUUAUCCUCCUCUAGCAGGGUGUACUUGAGGAUACCUGCCUGAUCUAAUAGGGCUCUUACCACUAAAUAUUACCAUGCGAAAAAGAAAUACAUGAAACUUAAAGCCUUCUUGUAUAGUUUGACAAGUCUUAAAUGGUGUAUAUUAUAAAAGUAGCUUUCUUACUUUUCAACACACAUGCCAUCUAAAAUGUGUAUAUUGUUGUUUGGGUGCACUCUGGAAUGUAUCCAGCUACUGACUGUUUUAAAUUCUAUUGUUUUAUCUAAGACUUUUAUAUUUGUACAAUGUAUCAAAACAAUGAAAUAAGAUACAUUUGUAUCCUGGCAUUUCACAACAAAUUUAACAGCACAGAAAUUGUAUAAAUAAUAAAGUGCCUAGAUAUGCAUUGCUGCACCACAAACCCUAUUUUUUGUGUUGAGGCUGAAUAUUUUUCAAUGUAAACUUCUUAAACUUUGCAAACCUUUCAUAUGCCUUUCAACAUAGUCUUUCACUAGUGAAAAUGUUUGUAAUCAAAGUGUCUGGAGUAGUCCAUUUGUCAUGUUUUUGUCAUAAGCUUACCUGAGGACAUUAUUAUUUAAAUCUUACAGGUGAUGGAAUUUCAGCUAUGGGAAUUAGUCUGUGCUAUCACCAAACAAGCGCAUUAACCUAUUUUUUACAUUUUGAUUGGAUGGGGGAUCAUAUUUGUCUUCUCAUGAUUAAAAUUCUGUUGACAAAAAUGUAUUUCAUAACAUGGAUGUCAUUGUGCCAAAACCAAGAUUAUUUCCAUCUAUGAUGAGAUGAUACAGUCAUUCCCCAGCCAACCCCCAUGCGCAACGCCCAGCAAAAUGCCUGUCAAGCUUGUCAUUUAUCACAGAUCAAAUCAGUCAGAAC